GACUAUCUCACAGCUCCAGCAGCAGGGAAACACACCCGUCAGCAGCGCGCACUGGAGACAGAAAAAAAAGCGCAUCACGGACAAAGGAAAUAUGGGUGUGCUGGAGAGGAUUCACCACAGCCCGGUAACACAAUGGAUGAGCCGCUUCUGUUUCACAUACCCGGAGACCAAUUAGCCCACCUUAAUGAGGUGCUGGGAUGCAAGAUACUGCAAGCUAAAAAGGCGGAAGGCUGCGUUUAAUCCGUCUGCGGAUCCUAUUAGCUUGCAAUGGCUGUGGCGGGGAUAUGCAACUGGAUAGGGAAUAAUGUGCCUUUUUAUUUUGUGAUAUUUUCCUUAUUUUGUGGCCUUUCCUUUGGACAGUUGCGUUAUUCUAUUCCAGAAGAACUGGAAAAUGGGGCAUUGGUCGGUGAUCUGGCGCAUGACUUGGGGCUGGAUAUUCGAAAGCUCCCCACCAGAAAAAUCAAGAUAACCUCCAACAGUGGCAAACGGUAUGUGAUUGUUAACCCCAAAAAUGGGAAAUUACUUGUCAAUGAGCGGAUUGACAGGGAGGCACUGUGCGAUUUAUCCAGCACCUGCCUCAUUAAUCUGGAGGUGAUGGUCGAAAAUCCCACUGAUGUGCACCAUGUCGAGGUGGAGAUUGUGGAUGCCAAUGACAAUGCGCCGCAGUUCCCCAGAGACGAGUAUCAAUUGGAAAUCACAGAAUCUGCGUUGCCUGGUUCUCGUUACCCGAUUGAAAACGCCCAAGAUCCAGAUAUUGGGUCCAAUUCCAUCCGCAUGUAUCAGCUUAGCACAAACGACCAUUUCGCGCUGGUGUCCAACAAACCCUCCCUGAACACAAAGCACAUCGAGCUUGUGCUCAAAAAGCCCGUUGAUCGCGAACAGACGCCUUACCAUCAAUUAAUUUUAAGUGCUGUGGAUGGUGGGACACCAGAGAAAACAGGGACGGCCAAAAUCAAUAUACGCGUCCUGGACUCAAAUGACAAUGUUCCCCAAUUUGACAGCUCCGUGUACAAGGUGAAGCUGCUGGAAAAUUCCCCCAAAGACACCCUGGUGAUUAAACUGAAUGCAACUGAUCUGGACGAGGGCACAAACGGAGAGGUUUAUUACUCCUUCAGCAGCUACACUCCGGAAAGAGUGAGGCAGAUGUUCAGCAUGGACACUAAUACAGGAGAAAUAAGAGUGAGGAGCAAUGUUGACUAUGAGGAGACCAACUCUUAUGAGAUGUACAUUCAGGCGAUGGACAAGGGCCCUGGGGCCGUGGCAGCACACUGUAAGGUGGUGGUGGAGGUGGUGGACGUGAAUGACAACGUCCCUCAGAUAGUGCUGUCAUCUCUGUCAAGCCCUGUGAGGGAGGACGCCCGUGCAGACACAGUUGUGGCCCUCAUUAGCGUUACUGAUCGAGACUUUGGCGCCAACAAGCAGGUGAGCUUAGAGAUCCCAGCGGGCCUACCGUUCAAGAUCAAGUCAUUCAGAAAUUACUACACUCUGGUUACCUCAGCCUUCCUGGACCGCGAGACCACUGAUGCCUACAAUGUCACUCUGAGUGCCACAGAUGGAGGAAAUCCCCCUCUAUCCUCCCAGAAGACCAUCCAGGUGGAUGUGGCUGAUGUUAAUGACAACCCACCACGAUUUGAACAGACUUCAUAUACAGUCUACGUGGCUGAGAACAAUGCCCCUGGGGCCUCUUUGUGUACUGUGAAAGCUCAAGAUGCAGACAUCAAAGAGAACGCACGCAUCACCUACACAGUGCUCAAUGACAACAACCAUGGCAUUCCUGUCACCUCAUAUGUGUCUGUGAAGGCCGAUACAGGGGAGGCUUAUGCCCUGCGAGCCUUUGACUAUGAGUCACUGAGAGAGUUUCAUUUCCAGGUCAAAGCCCAAGAUGGGGGCAUUCCUCCUCUCAGCCGUGUCGCCACUGUCUACAUCUAUGUAAUGGAUCAGAAUGACCAUGCCCCGUUGAUAGUCAACCCUCCUGGCAAUGGCACACGCUCCUUGGAGACGGUACAAAAGAACGCAGAGCCUGGUGCCUUGGUGACCAAAGUGGUGGCGUAUGACGCAGACGCUGGUCCAAAUGCUUGGCUGGUGUAUGUGAUGGAGACAGCCACCGACCUGGACCUGUUCAAAGUGCACGAACACACAGGGGAAAUCAGGACCACUCGGAGGAUCCUGGAGGACAACUCCACCUCCUUUACUCUGACUGUUGUUGUGAAGGACCAUGGCCAGCCCACUCUCUCCUCCACCGCCACCAUCAACGUGGCUGUCAUGGAGGUGCCACCAAAGGUGGCCCCCGACCCCAAGAGGAUCAUCCGACCUCACAGCACACUGCUUUUCUCCAACGUGACCCUCUAUUUGAUCGUAGCUUUGAGUGCCACAACCUUUGUUUUCCUGGUCACCGUGGUGGUGCUGGCCAUCGUCCGCUGUCACGCCUACUGCACCCAGCCGGGGUCCUGCUCUCCUUGCUGCGUGUCACAGAAACCCCCUCCAGAUGGUGGGAGCAGCAGCGUAAGUGCCGGCGGAGGGGGAGGCGGCGCGGCCGGGGGGCAACCCAAUAACAAUGUGGUGCUUCGCAGAGACCUCAAAGUGGAGCCUCACUACAUUGAAGUGCGCGGGAAUGGCUCCCUAACGAAGACUUACUGCUACAAGACCUGCCUGACAGCCACCUCUGGCAGUGACACUUUCAUGUUCUACAACACAGGACGGCCCAUCAGUGGCACUUGGGGCAGCGGUGCUGAUCGUUUCUUCACCAGUGGAAGUGGAUUUGUACGGAGACUGAGCAUGCCUGAUGCCUCGCUGCAAAUAUGCCCAGAGCCAAAAGCCCCGAAUGCUGACUGGCGAUAUUCUGCGUCUUUGAGGGCAGGGAUGCAGAGUUCUGUUCACAUGGAGGAAUCUUCCGUGAUGCAGGGAGCCCAGGGGAUGCUGGUCCAGAACUGGCCCACUGUAUCCAGCGCUGCAGAUGGGGAAGGUGGUGGAGAGCUUUCGCCUCCAGUGGGCGCCGGAGUGAACAGCAACAGCUGGCACUUUAGAUAUGGCGCUGGACAAAGCUACGGUCCUCCCCAGCCACUGAAACCUGGAGAGAUUCCUCCUGAAGCCUUCAUCAUCCCCGGAUCCCCAGCCAUCAUUUCUAUCCGCCACGACGCAGGUCCCGUGGAUGACAAAGGUGACUUCAUAAGCUUCGGCAAGAAGGAGGAGGCCAAGAAGAAGAAAAAGAAGAAGAAGGACAAGAAGGACAAGAAGGAGAAAGGAAAGGAUGACGAGGGUGAUGAUUAGAGGAAGGGUCGAAGCUGAGCUACCAACAAAAUGCCAUCCCAUUUUCAGAGCCAGAAAAACAAGCCAAAUGCAUAUUGUAGAACCAAUAUGAACCAUAUUUGCAUAGACGUUGUACAGAGGCAAAAUCCUCAUUAAACCAGGCCUGGCUCCCCCACAUCAUGCAAACUUGCAAAGCAAAUGUUUCUCUCUCUUUCUUGGUUCAUUUGACCUUUAACUUUGGCCUCUCAAAGUCUAAGGGUUGGGUAACAAAUGUACCUAAAGUUGGACCAAAUUAAAACAGAAAGCUUUAUUGGUUUAGAUUAGCCUUUCUGUAAUCUGCUGCCCAAUGCCCCCAAACCCCCUCACCCCAAUUUAUAUAAUAAUAACAACAAUAAUAAAGAAACAGCACCUGAAAAGGUAUAGAAUUUGUAUUGGACCAUUGUCAGUGAAGGCAGCCAAUGUUGACACCUCUGGCCCUCCUUCUCUUUGGUUUGGUGAAAGUGAAGUGAAAGCCAACCUAAAUAAAAAAAAAAAAAAAAUGUAAACAGAGGCUUUUGUCUUCGGUAUCAUGGAGGCCUUGUAGAAAUUCAGAAAUUGUGGUCUUUUAUAAAAAAGAAUUAUUUAAAAAAAAAUGAAAAAUUAACAACAAACAGUAUGCAUACCACAAAAUUUGCACCUUUAAGAAAAUAAGGUUUCUGAGAGAAGCUGGACCACGCUCGAAGAAAGAGCUCUGUUUCAGUGUAAGAUAGCACAUAGCAGACGCUGAGGACCUGGACUGGGUUGCACCAUCUAUGCGCAAGUUUGUUCCAAAGUUAGUUAGUUUAGAAAGUAGUGGUGUCUUAACUGCUAAGUACUUAGUACGUUACUGAACGAUACAAUGGGUGUCAAAGGGAAAGUUCUAACGCUGAGUCUAUUUGUAACAUUAAGAUUUAAGUAGCCAAUCAGUAAUGACAUUAUCUUGCAGAUGGGUACAAACCACGUGGAUUUGUAACUAACUACAUUGGCACAACAAUUGGCAAAUGGAAUCCAUAUUUGACUCUUAAAGGACAAUACUUUUUGAAUGUUUCAGUCCACUCUCCAGAAAUUGUUUUGUACUUUUAUACCAUUUUCCUAAGCACACCAUUACGUUUUAUGACUAAAUAAUUAUGUUUGUUCCUUCUAGGUGGCUAUUUUUUGAUUGUUUUUAUUUUAAUUUUAUUUUUUUUGUGCUACAGCACAAAAGCACAGAGCUGAGACUCAACGCCCAAACUCAAAGUGAACGUCCGGUUGUUUCAUUUUCGUUUUCACGUGGUUACACACCCACUUCAUCAUCAACAAUGAUCUAAUCUGAGCCAAACUAAGCCGUAUCUAAAGCAAGUCUCAGCGCGUUCAUUUUCGUAUUUUUAUGAAAAAUAAAUGGGCCUAAGACGUUGCAUGAUGAAAGGGGAGAAUGAAAAGAGGAAAAAGGUAAAUGUGCAGAAAAUGGACAGAAACAUUCAAAAUCACUGCUAUCGGCCUUCGAGUUGCAAUAUGGCAUUGAAUUGCUGAAGAUGAAAUAUGCUGUGUGCAAAAAAAAAAAAAUAGAGAAAAUUCCUGCUUUACCGUUAGUAAGUGCAGUUGUGUGACUUUGUAUCAUUUGCACCUGCUUUAUUGCUUGCUUAAUUAUUUAGUUGUUACUUAGGGUUGCGUUGCAAGAAAAGGGUGUUGUGGUGCUGCUGCUUGUAAUUUUGAAAUGGAUCUGGAAUCGUGGCUGUUUGGGAUAUAACAAGGGAACCUACGUGAAGCUGAUGCAACCGGCCCCUGGCCUUGCGUCCUCUCUUGGAUUAUGGCACAGGUCAAUGGGGGUCUUAGUCCCACUGUGUAUCAGCACUUUCAGUCCGACACACACAUUGCUGUACACACAGGCUCUCUCUGCCUCUUACUCACACUUACAGACAAGCAAAUGCCUACACCGCCUCCUCCGGUCUUAUGACAUACAAUACAUAGGAACACACAACACAGAUAAUUUAGUAAAAGAUUAUGCACCCCUUUCUGGAAAACUCUGAACUGCCAUCCUUAAUAUGGGAGUGUAUUAUACCGCUGGGAAGCAGGAACGUUGCUUGUCGCUUCAUUUCUGUUCAAGCCUGAUCCCUCUACUUCUGUCUUUGAAUGUUAAGUAGUUGUUCUUCAAGCCCUGCGCCACUGCCUCGACUGCUUCAGUGCUUGUAGGAUUUGCUUGCCCGCUGCCUGCUUCCUCCCUCUGCUCCCGUUUCCUCAAAUCCACAUGGUUGGACGACACCUUUAAAGUCGUUCUCCUUUCAUCGGACUGUUGUAGCACAGGAACAUUCGUGUAUUUGCAUAUUUACACACAAACACACACACACACACACACACACACAUAAGACACGCAUAGGCGUACGCGAGUGUGCCGCAAAAUCGCAUCUUUCAGCUGAGCUUAUGCUCUUCAGCCAGGGUCCCUCCUCUGAUUGCUCACUGUUGACAGCUCUGUCACGUCUGCCGUGGCUUGCCCGUAUUUGCACUGCGGGACCUGACAGGUUAGCGGAAACUGAGAUUAUGCAGCGUGGAUGUGAUGAGACAAGAUGGAGAGGCAAAUAGUUAUAAAACAGCAGCCACUGGAGUCUAUUGCCAAUCCAGUUGGGAAGAAAAGAAAAUAUUAGACAGGUGAUUCCUCAUAUUGCAGGUUUUCCAGUUAUUGUGUGAAGUGGGUCGAAAAGCAGUAAAAAGACUUAAAGAGGGAAAAUCUGUAUUAUAAGUAAGUGGGGAUGGACCAAAAUUGUUUAUUCUGCACCAGUGAGAGGUAACUCCGUGCAAAGAUCAGCAAUGGCACCCAGCAAGAGCUCAGAAAUAUACACUCUUCCGCUUUAUUGCUGCGCAUAAACAUCAGAAACGAGGCUGUGGGGGCGGUGAUCCAAGUGUGAACUGUGUUUGCCCCUGACGUUGUGAAACCAAGGUCUAGCAUGGUGGAGAAAGGGUACUGGAAACAGCAUUAACAUGAUUAAAAGUGUCACCUCGGUGUUCCUUUUUUUUUAAAGACCAUCGUAUUACCUGUCACCAUAGGGGUAUAUAGGUGCUGCUAUCCAGCUCAAUCCCUACCCGUGCUCACGAGUCCUUUCCCCUCCCCUACCCCCUUCUUCAGGUGUACUUCUGUGCUGUCAGAUCACCAAGUGGCUGUUUGCAUGUUAUAAGCAAAGGAAACAGAUACUAUAUAGAUACUAUAUAUACAUAGAUAUGUUUUUUCCACUGGGGAAUGCGUAUUGGAUUCAUAUAGCUCUGAUACACAUUCUCAAAUGCCACUGAAAGACCCACAUUCCUUCAUACACAAACACACAGUACAUACAGAUACGCUAUUGCGAACAGUAACUUGUGGAAAAACCUAAAAGAAUCACAUUUUUUAUCCUGUUGAAAAUGAAUUUAAUCUUCUAGAUAUACAUAAUGCUAUUGUGUUAUGCUAUUAAAUGCCUUUUUUUUUUCUUCUGUUCCUACCCGUAUGAUUUUUACCAAUGAGAAAAAUCAAUCCUUAAACUUGUGCUUCUGAAGUUCUGAAACGAUGACCGAACAAACACUAUUGUGAAAACCAUUUACUCACCCCUCCAUACCUAUUUCUUGCCCGGUAGAGAAAAAAAAAAAAAAUAGGCAGAAAAAGAAGAAAAAAAAAUCAAAAUACAAAAAAAUACCUGUAAUAAAAAAAACCUGUAAAGUUGAUGUAUUCUCUGCUUGUGUAUAGUGAAUGUUCCUCAGUGGCUGGGUGUGGUGGCAAGUGGCGCACACCAGUCGACUGUGACAGUGCAGAUCUGUUAAUAACUUUUUUGUACACCUGCUUAUCAUUGUAAAGGUGAUACUAGUGGUUCUUAUGAUUUACUCAAUCUGGUAAUGUGUUUUGUUAAUAAGUCACAAAUAAAGUUUUUUUCUUAAAUAUCUUAAA
This is a messenger RNA of Mugil cephalus (flathead mullet), 7147 nucleotides long. RefSeq names its product protocadherin alpha-C2-like. The transcript is spliced from 4 exons. Bases 268 to 3267 code for a protein of 999 amino acids. Lineage: Eukaryota; Metazoa; Chordata; Actinopteri; Mugiliformes; Mugilidae. Gene Ontology annotation, cellular component: plasma membrane. The record is from RefSeq and is a predicted model, not a curated record. Gene Ontology annotation, molecular function: calcium ion binding. Gene Ontology annotation, biological process: homophilic cell-cell adhesion.